This is a messenger RNA of Erpetoichthys calabaricus (reedfish), 4736 nucleotides long. Its product is annotated as zinc finger protein 665-like. NCBI's taxonomy places the organism in Eukaryota, Metazoa, Chordata, Cladistia, Polypteriformes, Polypteridae. Gene Ontology annotation, biological process: regulation of transcription by RNA polymerase II. Gene Ontology annotation, molecular function: DNA-binding transcription factor activity; RNA polymerase II cis-regulatory region sequence-specific DNA binding. Bases 229 to 2853 code for a protein of 874 amino acids. The record is from RefSeq and is a predicted model, not a curated record. The transcript has 3 exons.
UGUUUGGUUAACCCUGAAAUAUGUGGUCAGGUUAUUUUGGAUAAGUUUUUAUAAAGUAAUGCAGUCACUUUUAUUUUGACAGAUAUAAAGGAGUCUGCUUCCCGGGUCACAUGGCCAUGUCGUCAGGUGUUUAAUGGCACCCCCAGGGCAGAGCUGCCCAUGUGAGAAGGGAAUCCCGGAAGAGAAGAGCAGACACUUGAUGGGGGUGAGAAGAGUUUUACACGGAGAAUGGGCUCAGCCAAAGAGGAAGGCACAAGUGAGCGGCUGGCAUCCAUUAAACAAGAGGACUGUGAGUGGGGUGCACUGAAGGAGAAGGGCUGGGAAGGAACCGUUUCGGAUUUUAAAGCGGAGGAGUGCAACGUGGAGAUUGUUGAUGUUAAAGCUGAGGAUUCUGAGGACAUCUCGGUUAGACGUGAAGCGCAAAAACGUGAAACUGUGAAUCUUCUCAAGCAAGAUAUCCGUGAACAAUCCCAUUCUGAUUUACAGCCCUGGCUCACUAAUAUGGGACAUCUGGUUGCCCAGCAGAAUUCUAUGGAGCUGAAAUCUGAGUGUUCUGAAUGUGAUGAGAAAAUCGAUGAAGGAAAAGUGAGAGAAGGAGAAGAGCAGAUGUUGCCUGGGAGUGCGGGAAUAAAUUCACUGGACAUUGGCAGUGUCUCCCCUUCUUCAUCUGCCCAGAUGUCUCUUCAGUGGAGACUGGAACAGAAACCGGACAAUGACAAGACAAAGGAACCAACAAGAGGAUCAGAGCAUUUACCAGCAACCUCUUUACAGCAUGUUUCUCUUCCUGUUGCCAGACUAACAAUGAUAGAUGCCAUCAACACUGACCGACAAGAAGAGCACAAUGCAGAUCAAGAGGCCUUGUGUGCUGGCCGAGAGUUUGGAAAAGUGUUUGGAAACAAAGGUGACGGUGAAUAUCUCAAGUCAAAUCAUAUGAAGCUGAAACCGUACUGCUGUUCUAAAUGUGGCAAAAGAUUUACCAACAGUAGCAAUCUUAAGAAGCACACAACAAACCAUACAGGUGAACAACCAUAUCACUGUCAUGAAUGUGGCAAACGAUUCCCUUACAGCAGUGAUCUCCAAACACAUACAAGAAUCCACACUGGAGAAAGACCCUAUGCCUGUUCUGAAUGUGGUAAACGAUUCUCAAACAGCAGUGCUCAUCAAAGACACUCAAGAAUUCAUAGUGGAGAGAAGCCCUAUGGCUGCUCUGAAUGUGGCAAAAGAUUUAUUGACAGUAGUGCACUUCAGAACCACACAAGAGUUCAUACUGGAGAAAAGCCCUAUGGCUGUUCUGAAUGUGGCAAAAGGUUCUCUUAUAGUCGUGCUCUCCAAACACAUAAAAGACUUCACACUGGAGAAAGGCCAUAUGGCUGUUCUGAAUGUGGUAAAAGAUUCAUCGACAGUAGCCACCUUCAGAAGCACUCAAAAAUUCACACCGGAGAAAAGCCAUAUGGGUGUUCUGAAUGUGGCAAGAAAUUCUCCAAAAGUAGCAAUCUUCAGUAUCACAGAAGAAGUCAUACUGGAGAGAAGGCCUAUUCUUGUUCUGAAUGUGACAAACGAUUCUCCCAUAACUGCAGCCUCCAAAGACAUAUGAGAAUCCACACAAGAGAGAAGCCCAAUGGCUGUGCUGAAUGUGAUGUUCAUGAGAAUGUCAUCUUCUCCCCAUUUCCAUUUGCUCAGCCCUCUCCUGAGUGCAAGGAGGACAAGGAGAAGGUGAAAAAUUCAACAAGAGGAUCAGAGAACUGGACAGCAGCUGCUUUCCUGUGCAAUUCUUAUUCUGUGACAGAAGCCAUCAACACUGAACAACAAAAAGGGCAUGACACAGAUCAAAAAGCUUUGUAUGCUGGCCGAGACUGUGAACAAACAUUUAAAAAUACAUCUGCCUGUAAAGAUCUCAAGUCAGUUCAUACAAGACAAAAGCCUUAUAGCUGUACUGAAUGUGACAAAUUAUUCACUGUCAGUAGUAGUCUUCAGAGGCACACAAGAAUCCAUACUGGAGAAAAAUGUUAUAGCUGCUCUGAUUGUGGCAAACAACUUUCUGACCGAUACAGCCUCAAAAGACAUAAAAGAAUCCACAUUGGAGAAAAGCCAUUUUCCUGUUCUCAAUGUGGCAAGCAAUUCUCUGACAUGUACAAUUGUCAGACACAUGCAAGAAUACACACUGGAGAAAAGCCCUAUGAAUGUGCAGGAUGUGGCAAAAGAUUUUUACAUAAGAAAAGCCUUCAUAAUCACUUAAGAAUUCAUUCUGGAGAAAAACCUCAUUGCUGCUCUGAAUGUGGCAAGCGAUUUUCUGACAGUCGAGAUCUCCAAAGACAUGCAAGAAUCCAUACUGGAGAAAAACCUUAUGGCUGUGCUGAAUGUGGAAAACAAUUCAUUCAAAGUAGCCAUCUUCAGCGACACAUACGGAUACAUACUGGAGAAAAGCCAUACAGCUGUUCUGAAUGUGGCAAAAGAUUUUCUGACAUUUACAAGCUCCAGAGACAUGCAAGAAUGCACACUGGAGAAAAGCCCUAUGGCUGUGCUGAUUGUGGGAAACGAUUCAUUGACAGUAGCACCUUUCACAAUCACACGAGAAUUCACACUGGAGAAAAGCCCUAUGGCUGUCCUGAAUGUGGCAAACAAUUCAGCAAAAGUAGCAAUCUUCAGACUCACACAAGAAUUCAUACCGGAGAAAAGCCAUACAGCUGUUCUGAAUGUGGAAAACGAUUCACUGACAGCAGCGGUCUUUGGCGGCACACGCAAAUUCAUUCUGGAGAAAAGCCACAUUGUUGUUCUGAAUGUGGCAAGCAGUAUUCAGACAGGCGUAGUCUCCAGAGACACAUAGCAAUCCACGCUGGAGAAAAAAAUGGCUGAAAUUUUGCCACUGGUGCUGGGAUCAUCAGGCCUUAUCAAGGAAAUGUCCAGACCCAUCUGGACAUCCUACCAGUUAUCAUCACACCAUAUGAACUACAGAUGGCAGCACAAUUGGGAACAAUGCAUAUUAGGUGGGGCCAUGGCAGCAAAUCUAAGAAAGUAACAGUAUCAGUGCAAAAUCUACUUUGUGACUCAAGGGGAAGGAUCAAUUCUGUCCUGAACGUAAGCAAACCAAGUCAUUGCUGAGGAAUUAACCCUGCAAUAAAGCCAACUCACUCUUCUGAAUCUGGCAAAAAACACGUCUCCAGCAGUAGCAGUCUUCAGUGUCAGAGUCUGGCAGGUGGUUUUCCCAUAAUGGCAGCCUUCAAAAUAAUUCAAACUUCACACUGAAGGUGUGGUAAAGGAUUAUCAUUUUUAGGUGACUUUCACGGACAGCUAGGAAUCCACUGUGGAGGGAACCCCUAUCGUUGUCCUGAAUGUGGUAAACAAUUCUCAAACAGCAGUAGGCUUCAUUACAUCAUAGCUGUCCUGAUGAGUCAAAUGUUUCUUUGACAGCAGGAGUCUUAAUGGCCUAAUGUUUAUUUACAGGGAUGAAGCCCUGAAGGAGAAAGCUGGAGGUAGAAGACUGAAGAAAUGGAGGGAGGACUGAGAAGUAACUGUUCAAGCUACUCAAGUUUUGAUGAGUUACCACCACAUGGUGGUCUUUGUUGUAUAGGACUGAUAAUGUAACCCAUCAAAGUAAAGAUUCUUUUACAGUAUGAGAAGAACUCCAAAAAUGUCCUUUAUUACUGGUCACACAUAUCACAGGAUAAAAAGGAGCCCACCUCCUGCCUUAACACUGAGGUAAUGGUUCUGUUAAUGGAAGUGCAACAUCUUCACAUAACGAGAACAAGACCUCCAAUGUGGCAACAGCCCAGAUAGGUAUUCUUAGAGUUUGAGUUUUUCUCAGUCAAAGAUAUGCAAGCCAAUGAGGGCCAACAGAAAGUCUCUGACUGCUUCUGCCCUUAUAUCAAGUCACAUAAAUUUGCAAAAAAAAAAAAAAAGGAAAUAUGGCAGUGGAACAGAUGAGACCACAAAAGUGCAACUUAAGCAAGAAAUGAAGAGGGCUGAAGAAAGGUCUGUGACCCACUGAAAGCACUGGAGUAGGUGACAGUGAUAGUGCAACAUCUUCAGAUGAAGAGAAGAAGAACUUCAGUGUGCUAACAGCCCAGAAGGUCUGUGUGGCAGCAGAAUAGACGAAGACUGGAAAAGUCCAACUUGAGCCGAAAAAUUAAGGGGACUGGACAAACAUCAAUGGCCAACUGAAAACAAAGCAGAGGUCAAGUACUGCUACUGCUAUGAAAGAAAUCCAGAACUUCAAAUUUAAGGAUACGCCAGAAGGGCUCCCAGAAAACUCAUCCUGACAUCCAAACUAUUUUAAGGUGACUGGGACAAACCUAAGAUAUCUAAAGGAAGGAAGGAAGGAAAUAAAUAAAUAAAUAAAUAAAUAUGAGAAUACCAUCAAAGACUGGGAAAAGAUUCAAUCAUUCAGAAAAAGGGAAGCAAAACUAGAAGCCAUGAGAACAUCACAGUAGAUACCUGAGAUGAAGAUAAGAGGAGGACUUCGCUUGGGGUGGCAUUUGUGACAACAUGAAAGCAUCGUCAGCCAAGCUGAGUGAUAGAUUAGGAAACUGACAUAUUUGAAAAGAAAGUCAGAAAUAAACACCUAAAAAUUCAUGGACAGACUCAGAAAGCGAUUCUCACCCCAAAGUGAAAGAUCCUGAAAAGCAAACAAUUCUCAAAUAAAGACAUGCAGAUAGCAAAGUGAAUAUUUUUGAAGGAUCUGAGAGAGGAAUUCUUACUGACCAUAACCUCCCAGUUAGUGGGGUCUCUACAGCAGAAGC